Messenger RNA from Colletotrichum spaethianum, 1140 nucleotides. Its product is annotated as nitrogen assimilation transcription factor nirA. The transcript has 5 exons. Bases 1 to 1140 code for a protein of 379 amino acids. The record is from RefSeq and is a predicted model, not a curated record. NCBI's taxonomy places the organism in Eukaryota, Fungi, Ascomycota, Sordariomycetes, Glomerellales, Glomerellaceae.
AUGGCACACAACCUCGGUCUGCACCUGGACUGUUCCAAGUGGACAACUGCUGGCAUGGUAUCAGAAGAAGAGGCAGAAGCAAGAAAAGUGACGUGGCUCUUCGCCACGGGCCUAGGUCGGCCAAGCAGCACCACAAAGUCCACCAUAACAUGUCCCAAACCCAGUAUCGACACCACGGAAGAGUACACCCCCUGGCUGCCAACUUCCGACUCACCCUAUGGCGAGAAGUCGCUGGGUGUUCAUUCCCACAUAUCUUCGACGGCCUGCCACGUCUCGGAAAUCAUGACUAUUGCGUGCGAAGCAAUGGACGUAAUUUAUGCAGCGAACAGUAAGCUGUCCGUUCGAGAAAUCGAAGACGUCGUCAGCAAGACGGACGUGGAGCUGCGUACGCACUACAGGGAGCUGCCAAGCUACCUCCGUUUGCCGGCUUCGCCCAAGGCGCCGAUGCUUCCUCACGUGUGUCUGUUUCAGCCGCUUGUGCACAAAAAGAAGAGGCGGUCAGUUGUGAGUGUCAACGCAUCUUCAGAAGAUGGUGGCGAUGAGAACGAUGAAUACGUGAACCAACACAUGGCAAUAUGCCGUGACUCGGCAACGGAGAUUGCAAAGCUGUUGCGGAUAUACAAACAGCAGUACACACUCCGCCGCAUUCCCAUAGCAGCGGUUCACCUCUGUUUCUCAGCCACCGUCAUCCACCUCAUCGACGCUCGUCCUCGGAACCCGAACAGACAACAGGCGAUCCGCCAUCUACAAACCUGCAUCGAUGCGCUGCGCGAUCUCCGUACCGCGUGGUGGACCUGGAGCGAUCGGGCGCUGCGAGCUGUGCGGUUAUUAGCCCGCGAGUGGUACCAGUGUGAAGAUGUCUCACAACUGCAGCACUGGAGCGGUCUCAGAGUUGAGACAGCAAAUGGGCUGUCGGGAGAUUGCGACAUAACCGACGGAGCGGUUAGAGGGGGCCAGAGGACUAGGCUGGGGCCCUUUGGUGAGUCAAGGGAUCAGGAGACGGGUGGCCGCGCGAGUACUGAGAGUGAUACGUUGGCAUUUUUGUUCGACGUUGCAACACCGGAUCAGUACACGGAUAGUCUUGUCAAGGAAUGGCUGGCGGAAAGUGGGUAUGAUGUGCUUAAUACCAUUGUAGAAUAG